This is a messenger RNA of Amphibalanus amphitrite, 2406 nucleotides long. Its product is annotated as nascent polypeptide-associated complex subunit alpha, muscle-specific form-like. The transcript is spliced from 2 exons. The record is from RefSeq and is a predicted model, not a curated record. Bases 82 to 1698 code for a protein of 538 amino acids. Lineage: Eukaryota; Metazoa; Arthropoda; Thecostraca; Balanomorpha; Balanidae.
CCGCCGCCGGCCCUGGGCGCCGUGUCUCGCCCGUCGGCCGCCGCCGCCGCCGUCACCACCGCGGCGCGCACCGUGCCCGUCAUGGCCGCCGUCGACGCCGCCAAGUACAAACCCAAGAGCGUGGCGGCGCGCGUGGCGACACCGGCUCUGCCCGUGGUGACCGUGCCACCGGCGAGUGGAGGCUUUGGUCAGUCGGUGGCCCAUCUGAAACCGAUCCAGCCGAAACCGACCAUACUGGGAGAGACAUCUGCCAUCAACCCUGCGCUCGAGUCGCUCAGAAAGGACAAGGAGCGACCCAAGAAGCGGCGGAAAGAGAACGGUGCGCGGACGCCCGACGCCAGCCCGCGGCCGGAGGGUGUCGAUCCGUCUCGGUUGGCGCCGCGCACCGCUCCUGGAGUAGUGUCCGGCAGUGUAGUGCCGCCGGUAGUGUCCAGCUUGCCGCUGGGCGUCGGCGCCGGUGCAGUGUCGAGUGGGGUGCCGACCGGAGCGGUGGGGCCGGCCGAGCGGCCCUCGCGGGACGGCACCGCCAGCCCCGCCUACAGUGAUAUCUCCGACGAUGGCGCGCCUGUGGACGCCUCGGGCCGACCGGCGCCGGCCGGGAUCGCAGCCGCCGACAAAAAGGAGCUGCCCGGCGCGCUGCCGCCGUCGAGUGUCUACUACCGUUCGUUUUUCUCUCCGCCGGGUGUGUACGUUCCGCCGCCGGCCGCCGGUAAGCCGGGUGCUGACGGAGUGGACUCGAAGGAGGGGGCGCGCGGCCCACCGCCGGCCGGCGAGUACGCCGGCGGCCAGCUGUCGUACCUGUCGUACCCGUACCUGCCGGCGGCAUACCCGUACCCGGCGAUCGACCCAGCCGGCUACCCGCUGCCCAUGAUGGCCGACCCCAAGUACAAAGCGGCGCUGGCCGGCGAGCGGCCGGCCGUGUCGGUCGGGCCGGGCGGCGCCGGCCCGCCUCCCGCCGAGAGGAGGGAUGCUCUGUCGGACGCCGAGUCAGGCAGGACCUCUGCACCGCCGUCUGCGGAGCCGCGCGCGGCGCACACGGGUUCGGCCGCCGGCCGGGACGCCUCGCCGCAGCCGGCGCCGGCACACCGGCCGCCGCUGGGCACUCCGGCGCGCCCCGGCGGUCUGCCGAGCCAGCGCGGCGCGCCCGUAGCCGUGUCAGUGGCGUCCAAACGGCCGCCGCCCACCUCCUCGGCCGGCCCGGCGCCGCCGCCCACCACGGCCGCCGACAAGCGGCCGGCGGACGCGGCGGCGCUGGCGGCGCGCGCGGCCGCCUACGGCUACCCGUUCGGCCUGCCCGGCAUGCCGAGCCUGCCGUACGGCCCUGUGCUACUGAACGGCGGCUACCCGGCGCGGUUCCCGGUCAGCUCGGCGGCGGCCGUAUCGGCGGCGCCGGAGGACCUCAGCCGCGCCGCCACCACGGCCGCCUCGCGCGCCAGUGAGGUGUCUUCGGCGGCGGUGCGGGGCGCUCCGUACCCGCCGCCGCCGGCGCACCGCCUGCUGGAGGUGCCGGACCGGGCGCGCACCACGGCCAGCGCGGCGCCGGCCUCCUCAGGGGCGGCCGUGCGCGCCGGCUCCCCGGGCAGCCCGCUGUCGGCGCCGCUGAGGCCCGGCCUCGGCUUCCCUCCGCCGGGCGGCUACCACCCGUUCACAGGCGUGCCGGGCGGCGGCCCGAGCCCCAGUUUUGCGCCAAUCAAAUAGAGGUCCCGUGCGGCCGGCCGGCCGGCUUCAGAAGGCUGUGAUAUAGUGGUCGGGCCGGCGCCGCGGGGACCGGGCACAUAUCGACUGCCGCUCGGCCCCCCAGUGUACAAAGACGCCACACUUUGUGACCUCAGAGAGACGAAACUUUGGAGAUGACGCCUGCCACCGGAUUGUCGAAACUCUGCAUUAUUGCUGGGUGGUGGAGUGGGGACUGCGGCUGCCGCCGCGCACCAAUGCUUUCAACGAGCCCCGCUGUGUGUCGGCCCGACGUGGCAGCAGUUCAGAAGUUGCCCCAAUCCUGUGGGAGGUGUUCAUCGAUUUUGUCUUCACGCGUGUUUUGAUUGUUGGCCCCGUUGUGACCAGUGGCGCGGGGGGUUCCGCGGGGACCCGCCUGGUGGCACCGGCUGUUACCGAGCACGCGCGGCCGGAGUCUGUCGGUUGUGCCCCCCCCCCUCCCGCCCCUGUCGGUGGGGGCGGGGCGGACCCCCCUGUCGACGGAGCGGCUGUCGGCCGCGCCUGUGCUGUGGUGCGCUCUUUAGAAAGGCUGUUUCCCGGCUGCCCGUGUUUAGCCGUGCAGGGAUGUGCAUUAUGUGGUGCCGAGUAGGAGAUAUCAUAUAUCUGUGUGUGCUGGUCGCCAGACCCGGCCGUUUCGUUCGAUAUUCAGAGACGGCUAUUAUUGAAUAGUGAAAAUACAGAGCAACAUUAAAA